Eurytemora carolleeae is the source of this 660-nucleotide messenger RNA. RefSeq lists its product as uncharacterized. The record is from RefSeq and is a predicted model, not a curated record. Gene Ontology annotation, biological process: septate junction assembly. NCBI's taxonomy places the organism in Eukaryota, Metazoa, Arthropoda, Copepoda, Calanoida, Temoridae. The transcript is spliced from 3 exons. The coding region runs from base 47 to 355 and encodes 102 amino acids.
UGUUCUCUUUAUUGCUCGGACCGGAAACUCCAAUAGUUUCGGAGUAAUGGCGUUCGGAACAGUGGACGAUAACUUCCUGGGAACAGGCGUAGUUGUAGGGUUUGCUAUCAUAGUUCCUGCUUGUCUGCUCUCCUAUAUACUCGGAGCCAAUAUAUCUCUCCUGGAGAUAUUCAUCAACCUAGUCGGAGGUGUGCUGUAUGUUGCUGUAGGAGCUGUUACAAUUCAAACCUACACCUACAGUGGAUACUCAGACCAUGAUUCGACCGGAAUAGCACUAGGAGCCCUGGCUAUCGUUACCGGAUGUAUUUUUCUCGUGGAUUUCCUGUUUGUUGUGAAAGAUACAAAAUUCACCUAGAACAAACCUCUGCUGCAUGCUGUAUGUAAAUACCAAAGAUUUGGAUUUAACAAUAACAUAAGUUGAUCCACAAACUCUUUCAUGAGAUAUAAUAAAAAGUUUAUAGAUUAUAUUUCUACCAGAAAAAUGUCAUCUGAUUUAGAAAUACAAUCAUUCUGAUAUUCAUAAGAAAAUUCCAAAAUUUUACUUCGAUAUUAUAUUUUUGAUAAAGAGGAAAAGAUUGUUAUAUUUGUACAAAGUUACAAUGUAGUUUUACAUUUUUAUUAUUAAAGUUAAAUAAAUAUAAAAAUAAAUAUUACAAAACA